GGCCCGAAAAUUGUUGAACCGCCGAAGAGUUUCGCGGAUGAGGCGAUUCCCACGCCAAAUACAGAACCGAAGACGGAGUCGACCUUCGAGAAGAACGCGGAGAAGAAACCCUCGGGCACGAACCAAGUUUCGGCGCCUGUGGACGCCGCCAAAGAAGGUGUUAGCAUCCGAGACAAGGUGAAGAUGCUGGCAUCCCGACCAUCUGGUGACGCGGAGAACACGAAAGACGCUGUCCCAGUCUUGAGAUCGCGUCCAGUCAGCUUCAUCAAGCCGAGUGUACCGGAAGAAGCUUCGGGGCAGCCAUCUUGGAUGAAGAGAGCGUCUUAUAUCGCGUCAUCUUACGCCAAAGCCGUUCAGUCAGUGCCAGCAGUUGUCGUCACCACCACCGCAGCAACAGUAGCAGCACCACCACCGCCUAAAUUUGUUUCUCCACCGCCUAAAGUUGUUUCUCCGCCGCCUAAAGUUAUUUCUCCACCGCCGAAGGUGGUGACGCCUACGCCUCCACCGCCAAAGGUGGCGACGCCUACUCCACCGCCGCCGCCGGCGUUCUACAAGCCCAAGCCCUUCAGGCCGCCGGUUCAAAAGCUACAACAGCAACAACUACCCCCGGCGCCGGCAAAGCCGAGUUUGCAAGAGGAAAUAUUGAACGAAUUUAUGGUCAAGUCGAAGGAGAUGAAGCAGAGGAAUGGGUGGACGCCGACUGAGGUGACAUCUGUGAAGCCGCCGGUUGUGGUUGCUGUGAUGGAAAAGCAGGAUGUGGCGUCAUCUGCUCCUGCACCACCACCACCGCCACCAACAGCACCAGCUUCGUGGAAACAGCAAGACACAACUAAUGUUUACGUGACGCGAACUGGGAAGAAGAUCGUGCCGGCAAGAAAUGUUCCAGUGCAGGCGGAUCCGAGGAACGAUUUGUUGUCUGCCAUCAGAACUCAUGGCGGUAGAGGCAAUCUGAAGAAAGUGAGUGAUCCUGAGUACUUAAUCAGCUAUGCUCAACAAACGAGUCUCACUACCGAGUUUUCUUCGCGAACGGAAGGUUUCUCAAGUUUGGCAUGUACUUUACCUUGA
This is a messenger RNA of Notodromas monacha, 1065 nucleotides long. The record is from the annotation of a GenBank genome assembly. Lineage: Eukaryota; Metazoa; Arthropoda; Ostracoda; Podocopida; Cyprididae.